Messenger RNA from Kalmanozyma brasiliensis GHG001, 1464 nucleotides. Its product is annotated as TIP49, C-terminal. The transcript is spliced from 2 exons. Gene Ontology annotation, cellular component: Swr1 complex; NuA4 histone acetyltransferase complex; Ino80 complex. The record is from RefSeq and is a predicted model, not a curated record. The coding region runs from base 1 to 1464 and encodes 487 amino acids. Gene Ontology annotation, biological process: box C/D snoRNP assembly; regulation of transcription by RNA polymerase II; chromatin remodeling. Gene Ontology annotation, molecular function: ATP binding; DNA helicase activity; ATP hydrolysis activity. NCBI's taxonomy places the organism in Eukaryota, Fungi, Basidiomycota, Ustilaginomycetes, Ustilaginales.
AUGGCGACUGCCAAUGUGUCCGCUGCGGCGGUGCCUGGAAGCGGCCCGGUCACAAUGGACGGCUCUGCUUCCGGAGCUUCUCGCGAGGCUAGGAUCGCCACCCACUCCCACAUCAAAGGUCUCGGUCUCAGCGACGACGGCACUGCGCUGCCGAGUGCGCAAGGUUUCGUUGGUCAGAAAGCAGCACGAGAGGCUUGCGGCCUCGUUCUCGACCUGAUUCGCAUCAAGAAGUUCGCCGGCAAAGCUCUGCUCCUCGCCGGAGGUCCAGGCACGGGCAAGACCGCCCUCGCCCUGGCCGUCUCGCAAGAGCUCGGCCACAAAGUGCCAUUCUGUCCCAUGGUGGGAUCUGAAGUCUAUAGCUCGGAAGUCAAGAAGACCGAAGUAUUGAUGGAGAACUUCCGUAGAGCCAUCGGGCUGCGAGUGCGCGAAACGAAAGAGGUGUACGAGGGAGAGAUCACAGAGCUGACACCGACCGAAGCCGAGAACCCUCUGUCCGGGUACGGCAAGACCAUCGCACACGUCGUGAUUGCCCUCAAGACCGUCAAGGGCACCAAGCAGCUGCGACUGGACCCCAGCAUCUACGAAAGCAUCAUGAAAGAGCGCAUCAGCGUCGGCGACGUUAUCUACAUCGAGGCCAACACCGGCGCCGUCAAGCGGGUGGGAAGGAGCGACGCGUACGCGACCGAGUUCGACCUCGAGGCUGAGGAGUACGUUCCGUUGCCAAAGGGCGAAGUGCACAAGCGCAAGGAGGUGGUGCAAGAUGUGACGCUGCACGAUUUGGACAUGGCGAACGCGAAACCGCAGGGAGGACAGGACAUCAUGAGCGUGGUGGGCCAGCUUGUCAAGGGACGAAGGACGGAAGUCACCGACAAGCUGCGAGGCGAGAUCAACCGGGUGGUCGACAAGUACAUCGAGCAGGGCAUUGCCGAGCUUGUUCCUGGUGUGCUUUUCAUCGACGAAGUGCACAUGCUCGACAUGGAGUGCUUCACCUAUCUCAACCGAGCGCUGGAGUCGACGAUCAGCCCGCACGUGAUCCUCGCCACCAACCGCGGACAGUGCAUGGUGCGAGGCACCGAGUACGAGGGUCCAGCAUCUGGCACGGGCAUCGUCGCUCCUCACGGCAUUCCACUGGACCUCUUGGACCGGUGCAUGAUCGUGCGCACCAUGCCCUACGAGAAGGACGAGAUCAGGGAGGUGCUACGACUACGAACCAAGGUCGAGGGUCAUCUCAUCGCCGAGGACGCUCUGGAGCAGCUCACGGAAGAAGGCGUUCGCAGCUCGUUGCGUUUCGCGUUGCAGCUUCUGAGCCCUGCCUCGAUCCUGGCCAAGAUUGCUGGUCGAUCUGAAAUCACCACCAAGGAGAUCGCGGAAGGCAACGAGCUCUUCAUGGACGCACGUCGCUCGGCCAAGGUGCUCAUGUCGGUUGGCGAGGCCCCACAAGCCGUGCCGAUGGAGACCUCUUAG